ACUCCCUGAUAACAGCGGCUAUAAAUGGGUCACGGGGCCGGCUGCGGCCACGGCGGCCGGACAGGGCAGGGGACAGCGGCGAGAGGGUGAGCUGGGACACAGGGGGGGCACAGGGGGCUGCAACCAUGGGGGUCUGACAGAGCUCUGCCCUUCUCUCACCUCCACAGACCCUCUAUACUGCCACCAUGGCCUGGGCUCUGCUCUUCCUCCCGCUCCUCAUCCUCAGCCGCGCCAUCGCCGUGCCUGUGCUCACCCCUGGGCUGGCUGCCGGUGCCCGGGGGCUGCUGUCCGAGCUGGUGGGGCUGGCAGAGCCCAUCCCUCCGCAGGCACUGGGGGUCCCGUGCCAGACCCUCGGUCCUGACACCCUGCCCGGUUUCUCCCGGCUGCCCCCGCUGCCCCGUGGCCUGGCCCGUGCUGCCCUGGCCCUGGCGCUGCACGGGGCUGGCUGUGCCCCCCAGGCCGAGGCUGAGGCACAGGAGCUGGUGCAGGAGCUGGGGACCCCCACGGCCACGGCGCUGCUGCAGGGGCUGGUGCGGCUACCGGGCGCUCCGGCCCCCCGGCCACUGACCCUGCUGCUGCUGGGCCUGGCACACCCGGGGGGCUCUGCCUGUGUGGAUCCCACCCGGCUCCAACCCCCUGUGUCCGGCACGGAGCCCACACCACCCUUGGACCGGCGUGUCCGGGGGCUCCCGGGGGUCCGGCUGUGCCGGCGCCGGCGGCAGGACGAGGACACGGACGCCUGCAGCCCACCGGGGGAGCAGCAAGCCCACCAGGUGCUGGAGUGGGUGCCAGGAGUCAGCAUCUUCUACAACCUGGGCACCAGCGUCUACUUCGCCUUCCAGGGCUGCAAGGCCACGGCGUCCGCGCGGGCGCUGGAGGCCGCCGAGGAUUUGGGGUACGCCGGGCUGGCCGCGCUCACCGGGGGCCUGGGGGGCCCCGUGGCCAUGGGGGUGCAGAUGGGGCUGCAGCCGGGGAUCAAGGCUGGCGUGCGGGCGCUCAUCGGCUACUUCACCUCGGCCGGGGAGCCCUCGCCAGUGCCCACUGCCCACAGCGGCCCCGUGGUCAUCGUUUGAAUAAAGGCCAGUGUGAUAUCGCGUCCUUGUUUGCAUCAAUGCGGGGUCACCCUGCCCUGGGGCACCGGGACCUCGGCCACGUGG
Catharus ustulatus (Swainson's thrush) is the source of this 1157-nucleotide messenger RNA. It is a transcript of the gene APOF, whose product is annotated as apolipoprotein F. NCBI's taxonomy places the organism in Eukaryota, Metazoa, Chordata, Aves, Passeriformes, Turdidae. Gene Ontology annotation, biological process: cholesterol metabolic process. The record is from RefSeq and is a predicted model, not a curated record. The transcript has a single exon. The coding region runs from base 186 to 1073 and encodes 295 amino acids.